AUGUUAUGGCUGACGACACAGAGACUAAGCAUGGAGGAAGCAGGAAUGGAAAGAGAGAUGGGUUCUCUGGAAGCUCAUUUUUCACCUGGUUUAUGGUAAUUGCUUUGCUGGGAGUUUGGACAUCAGUAGCAGUUGUCUGGUUUGAACUGGUAGAUUAUGAAGAAGUUCUAGGCAAGCUUGGGAUAUAUGAUGCUGAUGGAGAUGGAGAUUUUGAUGUGGAAGAUGCUAAAGUAUUGCUAGGCCUUAAAGAAAGAUCUGUCCCAGCACAGCCAGCAUCCCCAGAACCUGAGGAGAGCAUCCAGCCUGAUGAGAAGCCCUACAUGGAAUCAGAGCACAAGAAUGCUGACAUGCAACUGGAGGAGGAAGUUCAGUCUGUGGUUCAUGAAGAUCUCCAUUCCCAGCCUGCUAAAAAGAAGAAGAAGCCAAAGCUCUUAAACAAGUUUGACAAGACCAUUAAAGCUGAGCUAGAUGCUGCAGAAAGGCUCAGGAAAAAGGGAAAAGUGGAAGAAGCUUUGAGGGCCUUUGAAGCUUUAGUGAAUCAAUAUCCAGAGAGUCCUCGAGCAAGAUAUGGGAAAGCACAGUCUGAAGAUGACUUAGCUGAGAAGAUGAGAAGCAAUGAGAUGCUGCAGAAAGCCAUCAACACCUAUGAUGAGGUGGUUCAUCUGCCAAAUGUCCCUUCAGACCUGGUAAAGCUGAGCUUGAAACGAGAAGCAGACAGGCAGCAGUUCCUUGGUCGCAUGAGGGGUUCCCUGCUUACUCUGCAGAAGUUGGUUCAACUCUUUCCCAGUGAUACCUCAUUCAAGAAUGACCUUGGGGUUGGUUACCUCUUGAUAGGAGAUAACAGCAAGGCCAAGAAGGUGUAUGAAGAGGUUCUGAGCCUGGCUCCAGACGAUGGCUUUGCCAAGGUGCAUUAUGGCUUCAUCCUGAAGGCAGAGAACAAGAUAGCAGAGAGCAUUCCCUAUCUCAAGGAAGGGCUUGAGUCUGGUGACCCUGGCACAGAUGAUGGCCGCUUCUAUUUUCACCUGGGAGAUGCCUUGCAGAGGAUGGGAGACAAAGAUGCAUACAAGUGGUAUGAGCUUGGGUACCAGAGAGGUCACUUCGCAUCAGUCUGGCAGCGCUCCCUCUACAACGUCAAGGGGCUGAAGGCUCAGCCUUGGUGGACAGCAAGGGAGACUGGCUACACAGAACUGGUGAAGUCCCUGGAGAAGAACUGGAAGCUGAUUCGGGAUGAGGGCCUUGCUGUGAUGGAUAAAAAAAGCAACUUCUUCCUGCCUGAAGAUGAGAACCUGCGAGAGAAAGGAGACUGGAGCCAGUUCACCCUGUGGCAACAAGGAAGGAAAAAUGAGAAUGCCUGUAAAAGUGUGCCAAAAACUUGUGCCUUGUUGGAAAGGUUCCCAGAAGCUACUGGCUGCAGAAGAGGGCAGAUCAAAUACUCAGUCAUGCACCCAGGGACCCACGUCUGGCCCCACACAGGACCCACCAACUGCCGGCUGCGGAUGCACUUGGGCUUGGUGAUCCCCAAGGAGGGCUGCAGGAUCCGCUGUGCCCAGCACAACAGGACCUGGGAAGAAGGGAAAGUUCUGAUUUUUGAUGACUCUUUUGAACACGAAGUCUGGCAGGAUGCUGCAGCCUCUCGCCUGAUUUUCAUCGUGGACGUGUGGCACCCUGAGCUGACAGCCCAGGAGAGGAGAACCCUGCCUGCUAUUUAAGGGCUUCCUUCUGAGGUCUUGCAGCAGAGAAGCUUUAACCCCUCUGGAGUGUGCAAGUGGGAUACAUUUCUCCAGCAUAUAAAGGAUAUGAGCAUUGAUAAGGGUUAGAAGAGGUACAAAGGAUGUGACGCUCUGCGCUCACAGAGGACUUGAUUUAAA
Indicator indicator is the source of this 1868-nucleotide messenger RNA. It is a transcript of the gene ASPH, whose product is annotated as aspartate beta-hydroxylase. Gene Ontology annotation, biological process: peptidyl-aspartic acid hydroxylation. Gene Ontology annotation, molecular function: protein binding; peptidyl-aspartic acid 3-dioxygenase activity. The transcript is spliced from 16 exons. The coding region runs from base 6 to 1709 and encodes 567 amino acids. NCBI's taxonomy places the organism in Eukaryota, Metazoa, Chordata, Aves, Piciformes, Indicatoridae. Gene Ontology annotation, cellular component: membrane; endoplasmic reticulum. The record is from RefSeq and is a predicted model, not a curated record.